Paramecium sonneborni is the source of this 1166-nucleotide messenger RNA. The record is from the annotation of a GenBank genome assembly. NCBI's taxonomy places the organism in Eukaryota, Ciliophora, Oligohymenophorea, Peniculida, Parameciidae.
AUUUUUAUUCAUGCAAACAAAUCCAGAAUUCAAGUCAAUUUAAACAUUACUCUAACAUUCUUAACAACUUACAUCAUUCAAUAUCACUUAUGCCUAUAUUACCAAAGCUUAUGCUGCUCAAAAAUUACAUGCACUCUAUAAAAAAACUUAAUAAUAAGUAUUAUUUCACAUUUUAUUUCUACUCAGAAUUAUUUACAAAUCCUUUAAUAAUUGAUUAAUGAAUUAGAAAAUCUUAAAGCUUCUAAUCCAUCUUUGUAAAAUAAAGAAGAAAACAAAAAAAAUUACACUGAGUUUGUUUAUAAAUACUUUUUUGAUGCAGAUACUAGAGAAAGAAACGGAGAAGUCUCACCAGAACUUAUGCAAAUAUUUGGAUCCGUAUAAAAGGCUAUUGAAGUCCUAUAGUACUUUGAACCAUUAACUUAAGAUCAACUAGAAAAGCGUAAUUCUUUUUUACAUUUUAUAUAGAAAAAUAUGCAAAAUUUAAAAUGGUUGAAUAACAUAAAAAACUUAAAGACCCAACCUUAAUUUAACCUAAACCCAAAGAUCCUAUUGAAGAAGAACUUGAAUAAAUUGCAUUAAAAUAAAUUUAAAUGUCCUAACAUCAAUAAUAAUAAAAUCAAAUUCCUUAAUAAUUAUAAUAAUAAGAUAAAUCAGGAAUUCCUUAAUAAUAAUAACCCAUUAAACCUAUAACUCCUUAAAAUUAAACAUAAUAAUAAUAACAAUAAUUAUAAUAAUAAUAGCAAUAAUUAUAAUAAUAAUAGCAAUAGCAAUAAUUAUAAUAAUAAUAGCAAUAGCAAUAAUAACAAUAAUUAUUAUUAUAGCAAUAAAAAUAAUAAUAAUAGUAAUAAUAAUAGUAAUAAUAAUAAUAAUAAUAAUAAUAAUAAUAAUAGUAAUAAUAAUAAUAAUAAUAGAAAUAGUAAUAAUAAUAAUAAUAAAUAAAUUAAUAGUAAAUACAAUCAUAACAAAGUAAUCUUACAUUAUUAAAUUUAGAUUAAUAAGGUCAAAUAAAUAAACUUACACCAAUUGAAUAAGCAUAAAUGAGAAACUAAAUUAAAAGUACCCUACAAUAAACUAUUUCAGAAGUAGAUUUUAAAAAAUAUCAAAAUGCAAAAGAAUUACUUCAAAAAACAUUAGGGAUGUUAUAAUAAAUAUUAGAUAGUUAGUGA